Cokeromyces recurvatus is the source of this 1047-nucleotide messenger RNA. RefSeq names its product ribosomal protein S2, flavodoxin-like domain-containing protein. The record is from RefSeq and is a predicted model, not a curated record. Lineage: Eukaryota; Fungi; Mucoromycota; Mucoromycetes; Mucorales; Mucoraceae. The annotation marks the transcript as partial. Gene Ontology annotation, biological process: ribosomal small subunit assembly; cytoplasmic translation. Gene Ontology annotation, cellular component: 90S preribosome; cytosolic small ribosomal subunit; ribosome. Gene Ontology annotation, molecular function: structural constituent of ribosome. The transcript is spliced from 3 exons.
AUAUGUCUCGUGUCCCUGCCGUUCUCAACGCCACCGAGGAAGAUAUUCAACUUCUUUUGAGUGCUCAAUGUCACAUUGGUACCAAGAAUGCCAACAUUCGUAUGACUCCUUACAUCUUCAAGCGUCGUGCUGAUGGUAUCAAUUUGAUCAACAUUGGUAAGACUUGGGAGAAGCUCAUCUUUGCUGCCCGUGUCAUCGCUGCUAUUGAGAACCCUCAAGACAUUGUUGUUGUUUCUGCUCGUCCUUAUGGUCACCGUGCUGCCCUUAAGUUUGCCAAGUACAUUGGUGCUGAAGCUAUCGUCGGUCGUUUCACUCCCGGUACCUUCACUAACUACAUCACCCGUUCUUUCCGUGAACCUCGUUUGGUUAUCUGUACCGAUCCUCGUUCUGAUUUCCAAGCUAUCUUGGAAGCUUCUUAUGUUAACAUCCCUGUCAUCUCUCUUGCUGAUACUGAUGCCUCUCUUAAGUUUGUUGAUGUUGCUAUCCCUACCAACAACAAGGCUAAGCACGCUAUUGGUUUGAUUUACUGGCUCUUGGCUCGUGCUGUCCUCCGUCUCCGUGGUACUCUUGACUACAACACUCCUUGGGAUGUCAUGGUUGAUAUGUUCUUCUACCGUGAUCCUGAGGAAAUUGAGAAGGAAAAUGCCGAAGCUGAACUCGCUGAAGGUGGUGACUUUGCUGCCACUGCUGAAGCUGCUGCUGGUGAAUGGGCUGUUGAAGGUGAUGCUGAAGGUGUUACUGGUAUUGCCGCUGCCGCUGAAUGGUCUGCUCAACCCACUGACUGGGCUGAAGAAACUGAAGCUCCCGCUACCUCUUCAUGGGAUGCUUAAAUAAUAUAGAUGUAGAGAAAUAAAAAUCAAAAAAAAGACGAAAGAAUAUUUUCCCUUUUAUUUAAGGAGUGGUUAUUAUUAUUAUUUUAAGAGUACAAAGGAGAGGAAUAUUAUUUUGUUACACAUGAAAUUAUUAAUUUUUUUAUAUAAAAACAAAAAAGUUUAAUUGCUCUUUUUUUUUUGUUUUGUUUUACUUUUUAUUAUAAAAAAAAAAAUG